Molecule: messenger RNA, 5228 nt
Organism: Uranotaenia lowii
Lineage: Eukaryota; Metazoa; Arthropoda; Insecta; Diptera; Culicidae
Exons: 3
Coding region: 291-5228 (1645 amino acids)
Biological process (GO): DNA integration
Molecular function (GO): nucleic acid binding
Source: RefSeq, a predicted model, not a curated record
UAAGAUCACACGCACGUCUUUUUACUCGUCACCAAACCAUCCGAAAAUCCAUUAUCCAAACCAGUGCAUUUAUCCUAAAUCUACAUUAUUUUGGUCCGUUCGAUUCCGGAUUUGGAUAAAUCGUGUUUUAAGCAGAUUUCCGAGCGAAUUUAGUGAUGGUUUUCGUUGUUUCAGCAUGACAUCAGCCGAAGAAGCAAAGCACAAAGGAAGAACAGAAAAACCUAUUGUUGGAUGAAUGUAUGCAUAAGUGGGGGAAAUAUCCUUUGUGAAACUCUUGCAAGUGAACCCCAAUGAGUGAGAAAAGGAAAACAAAUAGUGAGAAAAAACGAGAUAGUGAUACUCCCAAGCCAGUUAUUGAAAACAUACAACCACGACAGCUGGUUGAGUGUAGCGAAGAAAAUUUUGGAGAAGUGGAAUUUGGUUCAAAUAGCAGUGUGUUAGUGCCAGCGCAAGCCGCAGAAAAACGAAGCAUGAAGAAGCAACUGCUGCUAUUAAUGGAUCGCCGUGAUCGCAUAGUUCGGAAAUUGCUGCGCGUGCAGGAUUCAAUCGAAAAUGAGGCAGAACCAAACAUCCAUCGUCUCAAUCUGCAUCUCGAAACAGUUCGUCGUUGCUACGAUGAUUUCGAAUCCACACAUGAAGCCAUUUUUGGCCAAGUACCGGCAGAAGAAAAAGAUGACGUAGAAUCGGAAUAUACUAAUUUUGAGAACUUGCACGACGGACUUUAUGUACGAUUGCAGACGAUGAUAGCCGACAUGAAGAAUGCUCCCGUUAUGAAUCCUGCCGCCCUUGAAUUUCAGCCCAAGCCACAGCCAAUUAAUCCGAUUGCUCACCUCCAGGUUCCGCUCCCUACAUUCGAUGGUAAGCUAGAAAAUUGGUUUUCUUUUAAAUGCAUGUUCCAAACAAUCAUGAAUCGCUACCCGAAUGAAUCCCCUGCAAUCAAGUUGUAUCACCUCAAAAAUUCCUUGAUCGGUGGUGCAGCUGGGAAGAUUGAUCAAGAUGUGAUCAAUAACAAUGAUUAUGAAUCGGCAUGGCGUCUGCUGGAAGACGCAUAUGAGGAUGAACGACUCAUUAUCGACACCCACAUCGACGCUUUAUUGGAAUUGCCAAAAUUAGCCAAAGAAAACGGUGAUGAGUUGCGCAAGUUAGUAGAAGCACUAACGAAACAUGUCGAUGCUUUAAAAAAUCGGAAUCUCCCUGUGGAGGGACUAUCGGAAAUGAUGCUGAUUAAUGUUGUUGGCAAAUGUAUGGAUCGAGAAACGAGGAAACUUUGGGAAUCUUCGAUGAAAAGUGGAUCAUUGCCGAGCUACCAGCAAUUAGUCGAAUUCCUGAAGGAACGGAGCCGAGUUUUGCAGAAACUUCAAGGUCAAGCUCAACAGCCAACCAACACAUCAGCAUCAAGGAGCAAGCAAGCAAAAGUGUUUGUGCAAUCGACGAGCGAAGCAUGUCCUUGCUGUAAAGGUGAGUCAUCCAUUUAUAAAUGUCUCUCGUUUAAGAAACUAUCAGCAAAGGAACGAUUCGAGAGAGUAAAGAAGGCGGGUCUUUGCUUUAAUUGUCUGCGUAAAGGCCACCGCACAGCUCGAUGCAAAACGGAUCAAUGUUGCAAAAGUUGUGGUAAGCCACAUCACACUCUCUUGCAUUUGAGCGAAAGUACGUCAACGCAAUUUGAUAACUCUCCGAAUCCAAGCACAUUCACUCACCAAUACAACAAGAAACACGAUGGAACAGCUGACACGCAAAUUGUUAACUGCUGCACGCAAACUCAAGCAACUGCUGAACAGAUUUUUCUCUCGACUGCUGUAGUAUUGGUUGCCGGUGCUGGCAACAGGAAAUUCGAAUGCAGAGCUUUGCUUGAUUGCUGCUCCGAGGCAAAUUUGAUAACCGAGAAUUUAGCUGCAAAAUUGAAUAUCACACCCACCGAUUUGAAUCCACCGAUUACAAUCUGCGGAUUGAAUGGCAUGAAGACGAUGUCAUGCAAGACUGUUCGGACGAAUGUUUCGUCGCGAUAUCGAGCCUUUUCUGCCAGUCUGGAUUUUUUAAUCACCCCUUCGAUAACUGAGCUGCCUACAGGUAAAGUAGACAUUAAUUCUUGGAACUUUCCUCGAGAUUUUGAACUCGCCGAUCCUUCUUUUAACGUUCCACGCGAGGUGGACAUGAUAAUCGGCGUAGAAGUUUUCUAUGACGUUCUGAAGAAAGGACGAAUGAAAAUCGGUAGCAACCUUCCUACUCUCGCUGAAACUGUGUUCGGCUGGGUUGUUAGCGGUUCAGCAAAGACAACAAAUAAACGAUCCUCGCAGCGUGUUUGCCAAGUGAACACCACCCAUGACGAUGUUAAUCGAACGCUUAUGAAGUUUUGGGAGCUCGAAAAUUGUUGUAACUCUUCUACUAUGACUGCGGUGGAACGCGCCGUAGAAAAGCAUUUUGAAGAAACGCACCGUCGUUCAUCUGAUGGCCGUUUUAUCGUGCGCAUGCCUUUUAAUGUUCUCAGGAGUCAACUAGGCGAUUCCUUUGAAACUGCCAAGCAAAGAUUCAACAAGCUUAUGGUGAGUCUUUCUAGAAAUCCUGCCAAGCGGGAACAAUACGAGAAUUUCAUGAACGAAUAUCUGGCCUUCGGCCACAUGAAGGAAGUUAAUGACAGUCCCAAGGAAUGUUACUUCCUACCGCACCAUGCGGUCUUUAAGGAAUCAAGUUCCACCACGAAGAUUCGAGUCGUGUUCGACGCUUCGGCGGCGUCGUCAACAGGCAUUUCGCUGAAUGACACCCCAUUCUGCAUUCAUCAGGUGGUUCUGACAGCCGAUAUUCCCAAGAUGUACCGUCAAGUUCAGAUCCAUGAAGACGAUAGACGAUUUCAGCGUAUCUUAUGGCUCAAAGAGAAGGGUGAAAUGUCUACUUUCGAAUUAUCGACGGUCACAUAUGGUUGCUCAAGUGCGCCCUAUUUGGCAACACGAUCGCUAAUCCAGUUGGCAUCUGAUGAAUCAGAAACAUUCCCGCUCGCGGCGGAAGUAAUUCGAAAAGACAGCUACAUAGAUGAUUUCAUUACGGGUGGCAAAACAAUUGCUGACGUAAUUGAAAUAUACAAGCAGCUCAACGGAAUUCUCGAGAAAGGUGGUUUUGGUGUCCACAAGUUCUGCUCCAACAGCGAAGAAGUUUUAAAAAUGAUUCCCGCAGAACUUCAAGAAAAGCAGAUGGAUUUUGAAGGAUCGGACAUCAACAACACAAUCAAGACACUUGGACUGAUAUGGAAUCCGAGUGAAGACUACUUCGUGUUCAACGUACCACCGCUAGACAGCAGCAUCAAACCGACGAAGCGCAUAGUUUUGGCCGAAAUUGGACGUCUCUUCGACCCACUGGGAUUUUUAGGUCCAGUGGUGACUUUGGCGAAACUAACUAUGCAAGAACUAUGGCGAUUGAAAAUGGAUUGGGAAGAUGAACUUCCACAAGAGCAACUGGACAUCUGGAAAUCGUUCCGGCAACAAUUGUGUUCAGUGAAGAAUAUUCGGAAGCAACGAUGUGUUAUUCCUGGAAAAGUAAAAAGUGUUGAACUACACGGGUAUUGUGACGCCUCUAAGGUCGCUUACGGUGCCUGCCUGUAUGUUCGAAGUUUAACUGAAAAUGAAGAAAUCGAAGUACGUUUGAUCUGCAGUAAAUCCCGUGUCGCACCACUCAAGCCUAUGACCAUCCCUCGACUGGAACUCUGCGGAGCCCUCUUGUUGGCUCAACUUACAAAGAAGGUGAAAGAAGCUCUCAACAUUAAAUUCGACAGUGUUACGCUUUGGUCAGACUCACAAAUCGUUCUGAGUUGGCUGAAGAAAAGUACAUUAACGUUAAAUGAAUUUGUAUGCAAUCGAGUGGCUACUAUCGUAGAGUUUACUCACGAUUACGAAUGGAGAUUUGUACGAUCCCAAUGCAAUCCAGCAGAUUCUUUAUCCCGUGGAGAGUUUCCAGAGCAACUUUUGGAGAACGAGCAGUGGUGGACAGGCCCAGUAGCACUACACAAAAUGGAAUCGAUUGAAGAACCCACUUUUGAGAUUCUUGCAAUUGAAAGUCUGCCCGAAAUACGAAAGGUGAAACACACGCUGAUAAUGGCUCCAAAGCAACAACCAUUUGAUUUGUCACGUCUAAGCAACUUUAACCGAUUGAACCGAGCGUGGGGAUACGUGUUGAGGUUUAUUGCCAACAAAUGCACCAAGAUGAAGAAUUAUGAGCCACUUACAGCAGAAGAGCUUUCCAGAGCAUCCCGCAUAAUUUGCAGAUUAGUUCAGAAUCAAGCAUUCGGCGAUCUUAAAAAGUAUUUGUCAUCAGGUUCUAUGAAACGAAUCAACUAUUCAAGUUUGGCACCAUUUAUCGACGAAGACGGAUUGAUUCGAGUUGGAGGUAGAUUGAAAUAUUCUGACAUUCCUUAUGACGGUAAGCAUCAAAUCCUUAUGCCAGAAAAGCAUCCUAUAACGGAAAUGAUAGUUCGUCAUUUGCACGAGAAGCACUUCCAUGUCGGGCACAGUGGCCUGCUCUCGUUCGUGCGCCAGUCUUUCUGGCCAAUCAAAGCUAAGUCAGUCAUCAAGAAAGUCAUUGGAAGAUGCUAUCGCUGUUUUAAAUGUAAACCUCCACAACCGCAGCAAUACAUGGGCAAUUUACCAAGCUAUCGUGUCACGCCAGCCCCACCUUUCAGUCGUACAGGUGUCGAUUUUGCUGGUCCGUUUGUUCUCAGGGAAGGAGGACGAAAGCCGAAGUACUACAACUCCUACGUCGCAGUAUUCGUAUGUAUGACAACCAAGGCACUGCACUUCGAGCUCGUGACAGAUAUGCGGACGGAAACUUUUAUCGCUGCGCUUCAACGCUUUAAUGGUCGUCGUGGUUUUCCGUGUGAUAUGUACUCGGAUAACGGAACAACGUUUGUGGGAGCGAACCACGAACUUGCAGCCUUGCGGAAAUUAUUUGAAGAUCAACUCCACCAAAGAAAAUUGAAGGACUACUGUAGUUCUGAAGGCGUAACAUGGCAUUUUAUUCCGCCAAGAAGUCCUCACUUUGGAGGCAUCUGGGAGGCUGGAGUAAAAUCGAUGAAAUAUCUGAUGAAACGUGUUGUUGGCGAAACGCGUUUAACCUACGAAGAAAUGUAUACAUUCCUGGUCCAAGCAGAGGCAAUCCUCAAUUCACGUCCGUUAUCGCCGUAUUCGGAUAAUCCUAACGAUUUUUGCGCUUUGACUCCAUCACAUUUUUUGACUGGACGAUCCUAA